AUGUCUUCAACCACAGAAACACUGAACCGAUUGGCGGUGCUGCCACACCCAAAGGCUCAUCCCAUGGUCAUUACCCCCUCGCCAAUUCCUGUGCCAACUGGGAAUGAGAUACUCAUUCGUGUACGCGCCGUUGCAGUCAACCCAGCCGAUCACGCUGUUCAAAAGCUCGGCAUCGUCAUCAAACCCGAGUUUUACCCCUAUGUCAGCGGCACCGACGUGUCUGGAGAAGUCGUAUCUGUUGGCCCUGAUCAGACAAGAUUGAAGCCCGGCGACCGUGUAGUCGGCCACGCAAUGGCAUGGCAGAAAGGGCAUAACAAGUAUGGGGCCUUCCAAGAUUACUCCAUCAUGGUUGAGCCCAUGGUAGCCAAGAUCCCAGAUCGUAUACCUUACAAAGAAGCAGCAGUCCUUCCUAUGGGACUCACAACAUCAGCUGCUAUGCUGUUCAGUCCCACUUUGAUGGGCCUCGAUCUACCCAGUGCUGGAACAGAGAGGAACUCAAAGGGGAAAAUCGUUGUGAUUUGGGGAGGCAGUUCAAGUGUUGGCUCGAAUGGCAUACAAACUGUGAAAGCAGCAGGAUAUAUCGUUGCGGCUACGGCGAGCGGGCACAACCACGGGCUACUGAGAGAGAUGGGCGUGGACUACAUCUUUGACUACAAGAAAGACGGUAUUGUGGAAGACAUCAUCACCACUCUGAGUGACGUUGGCGAGCUUGCCGGAGUUUACUGUUCUGUAUACUCGGAUACUGCUAUUACGGCCUGUGCAACGAUUGCAGACAGGCUCCCAGGAAAGAAAUGUCUGGGGACUAUACUUCCUCCUGGCUUGCCGGUACCUGGAAGGAUACCUGAUGGCGUGCAAGUCCUGGUCAAUGGACAUGUUCUUCUAGGAUCCACCGACACUGGGAAGAAGAUAUGGAUUGAUUGGCUUCCUGGAGCUCUUGAAGAUGGGACCAUGAAGUGUAUGCCGCAUCCUGAGGUCAUUGGGAAAGGACUUGAGGAGAUCCAGGGUGCUGUAGAUAGAAUUAGUAAAGGCAUGAGUGGAAAGAAGUUAGUAGUCGAGCUUUAG
Fusarium musae is the source of this 1062-nucleotide messenger RNA. RefSeq lists its product as uncharacterized. NCBI's taxonomy places the organism in Eukaryota, Fungi, Ascomycota, Sordariomycetes, Hypocreales, Nectriaceae. Bases 1 to 1062 code for a protein of 353 amino acids. The transcript has a single exon. The record is from RefSeq and is a predicted model, not a curated record. Gene Ontology annotation, molecular function: oxidoreductase activity, acting on NAD(P)H.